Molecule: messenger RNA, 1602 nt
Organism: Dentiscutata erythropus
Lineage: Eukaryota; Fungi; Glomeromycota; Glomeromycetes; Diversisporales; Gigasporaceae
Source: the annotation of a GenBank genome assembly
AUGGUUGAGUACAAGGUCGCAAAAAUUUCUGAUAUUGGAGACGGCCAACUCAAAGAAUUUACUGUGGGUGGAAACAUUAGAAUUCUCUUAGCAAGAGUUAAUGGGCAAAUACAUGCAACUUCUCACAAAUGUACUCAUUACGGAGCUGCUCUUGCUACAGGUGUAUUUUCUAGCGAUGGUCGCAUAACUUGGCAAGAAGACUUUCAUUUCGUUCAAAAUUGUCCUUGGCAUGGUGCUUGCUUCAAUGUUACUACCGGUGAUAUAGAGGAUGCUCCUGGAUUGGAUAAUCUUCAAAAAUACAAGGUUACCAUAAAGGGUGAUGACAUCUACGUUGAAGAUGAAGAUGAAUUCAAAAUUUCCAGACGACCUCCAAAGUGUCCUGUUGGUGCAUUUACGUUAAGCGAUCAUACUGUAGUAAUCAUCGGUGGUGGCGCUUCUGGAAACGCUACGGCAGAAAAGCUUCGUGAAGACGGGUAUAACGGAAAGAUUAUUAUUAUAAGCCAUGAACCUUACCUACCCAUUGAUAGACCAAAACUUAGUAAAGCUUUUGGCACAAAACUUGAAAAAAUACAAAUCCGAAAUAAAGAUUUUUAUGAUAGCCUUUUCAUUACGUUUAAACUGGGAACGUCUGUAACUAAGGUAGAUGCCUCUUCUAAAAUGGUUACUCUUGAUAAUGGUGAAAAUUUGAAGUAUGACUCUUUGGUUAUUGCUACUGGGACUUCACCACGAUCUAUUCCAGUUCCCGGAGUUGGCCUCAACAAUGUGUUUUAUCUUCGUACAUUCGAAGAUUAUGAGAAAAUUGAACAAGCUAUCGGUAAAGAAGAAAAGAAGAACCUCGCAAUUAUUGGAUCCUCUUUUAUUGGAAUGGAAAUGGCAGCGGUUUGUGCUAAAAAAGCUAAUGUCUCUGUUAUUGGCAUGGAUAAGGUUUUCUGGAAUUAUUUAUCACUUGCACAUCGUGAUCAAGUUCCUUUUGAAAGAGUGCUUGGUAUUGAGGUUGGAGGUGCAAUUCAAAAGUUGCAUGAAGCAAACGGUAUCAGCUUUUAUUUGCAAUCUGGUGUGAAGGAAAUUGAGCCCUUGGAUACUGAACUUAGCAGAGGAGGUGCUGUAAUAUUAACAGAUGGGAGAAGGAUUCCCGCUGAUGUAAUAGUAAUCGGAGCAGGUGUAGCACCAGCAACUGAGUUUCUGAAAGGCUCACCGGGAUUCACAUUAGAAAAAGAUGGUAGUCUUAAAGUCGACGAGAAUUUCAAAAUUGAAGGGCUUGAUGACGUUUUUGCAAUUGGUGAUGUCGCAAGAUUAAUAUAUCAUAAGACCGGAGAGUCGGUCCGCAUUGAGCAUUGGUCGUUUGCCGAAAAUACCGGUCGAGCAGUCGCUGGAAUCAUUGCUAAAACACCAUCCGUUUCGUUCAAAAAAAUUCCAUAUUUUUGGAGUAAUCAACUUGGCAAAGGAAUACGUUACACUGGUUAUGCCAGUAGUUUUGAUGAUGUUAUUAUUCAAGGAAGUCUGGAAGAAUUUAAAUUUGCGGCGUAUUAUGCACGUGAUGAUAAAAUCCUGGCAGUUGCUACAAUAUCCAAAGAUCCUUUAGCUUCUCACAGUUCAGAACUG